Cyclopterus lumpus (lumpfish) is the source of this 1440-nucleotide messenger RNA. RefSeq names its product solute carrier family 39 member 9 (gene slc39a9). The transcript is spliced from 7 exons. Bases 472 to 1407 code for a protein of 311 amino acids. NCBI's taxonomy places the organism in Eukaryota, Metazoa, Chordata, Actinopteri, Perciformes, Cyclopteridae. Gene Ontology annotation, cellular component: membrane. The record is from RefSeq and is a predicted model, not a curated record. Gene Ontology annotation, biological process: transmembrane transport; zinc ion transport. Gene Ontology annotation, molecular function: metal ion transmembrane transporter activity.
UGCAGCACCCAAACAAGCGGAUGUGGCGUUCGCCAGUUUGUUUAGCUAGCCGCAAAACCGAGUCGGUUGCAAGUUGUAUUAUUAUUAGUCAUUAUUAUUAUCAUCGAUCGACGGUCGAUUUAUGGGGACAAGCGAUGCGGGGCAACGGAUCGAACGUUAACGCGUCGAAUCACCGUUAACCGGAGCUCAGCUGGCGUCGUCGAGGCCAAAGAGGCUGUUAACAUCUCCGUCCAGCGUCAGUCGGUUAACGUGGAUGUUUCUCAGCGAGCGGAACUGGUUCCACAUACGAGGACGUGCGUGUGUGUGUGUGUGUUUUAUCCGACAUCUGUUCCCAACGGGCAGCCACAGGUUGAGUCAUGCUGUUUACCGGGACGAGCCGUUAACACGGGCACCGGGUCGAGAAGUGGUUACAGGUGCGGCUUGGUUUGUUUGAUGCUGUAGACAAAUUUAACGGAACAUAAAAGUGCCGUCAUGGACGACUUCAGCUCGAUCAGCCUGCUGUCUCUCGCGAUGCUGGUGGGGUGUUACGUGGCCGGGACGAUACCUUUAGCGGUCAACUUUUCAGAGGAAAAGCUGAAGCUGAUCACGGUGCUGGGGGCCGGGCUGCUGUGUGGCACUGCCCUGGCUGUGAUCAUCCCUGAGGGCGUCCACGCUCUUUAUGAAGACAUACUUGAAGGUGCGCACCACAACCACGGCCAGAUCGGAGCCGUGGAAGUGUCGGAGCCGAAGGGGGAAGUGGACACGGCCCUGAGUGGCGUCGGGAAGCACGAGCACAGUCACGAGCAGCUCCACGCCUGCAUCGGAGUGUCUCUGGUUCUGGGCUUCGUGUUCAUGCUGCUGGUGGACCAGAUCGGCAGUUCUCAUGUGCACAGCACAGAGGUUUUGGAUCCAGAGUCAGCCAGAGUCACCUCUAAAAUCACAACCACCCUGGGUCUGGUGGUCCACGCUGCAGCUGACGGAGUGGCUCUGGGAGCUGCUGCCUCCACCUCGCAGACCAGCGUUCAGCUCAUUGUCUUUGUAGCCAUCAUGCUGCACAAGGCCCCCGCGGCGUUCGGCCUGGUGUCGUUCCUGAUGCAUGCUGGUCUAGAGAGGAACCGGAUCCGCAAACAUCUCCUGGUCUUUGCCCUGGCGGCGCCCGUCCUUGCCAUGCUGACCUUUUUAGGCCUCAGCCAGAAUAGCAAGGAGGCCCUGUCAGACUUCAAUGCCACCGGCGUCGCCAUGCUCUUCUCCGCUGGCACCUUCCUCUACGUGGCCACCGUCCAUGUCCUCCCCGAGGUCGGGGGCGGCGGCCACAGCCACGCCCCCCCGGGAGGGAACGGAGGGAAAGGACUGAGCAAGGUGGAGGUGGGAGCGCUGGUGCUGGGCUGCCUCAUUCCUCUGGUGCUCUCCGUCGGUCACCACCAUUAGACCCAGACCGGCAGGAUGGAUUUAAGACGGGUG